CUUUAGUGUGACGGACCACACGUGGUAGAUGGAAAGUAAAGCUAUUCGAGGGGUCCACCAUCGCCGAUUCCUUUCGGGCACAAGUUUAGGUGGUAGAUUGGCAGCGUACUGAAAUAUGGCCGGGCAAAUAUCGGAAUCCGACCAGAUCAAGCAGUUCAAAGAAUUCCUCGGAACAUAUAACAAGCUGACGGAAAACUGCUUUUUGGAUUGUGUGAGAGAUUUCACCAGCAGAGAAGUCAGUUCAGGAGAGAUGACCUGCGCAGAGCACUGCUUACAGAAGUACUUAAAAAUGACUCAGAGGAUAUCGAUGCGAUUCCAGGAGUAUCACAUCCUGCAGAACGAAGCGUUGGCUGCUAAAGCCGGACUUCUUGGCCAGCCACGUUAAGGAAGGAGUGCCGGCGGUGACUGCAUUGCGUGCGAAGGUGCGUUUGUCGCGACAGGUGCGGUGGGAAGGCCCACUGGCUUGGAACGGAACAGCUCAGAGACCCAUCGAAAUGUGGAAAUCAUCGGUGGCUGCCGCCACGUGCAGCCUUGGCGCUGAUCGAGCCGUUCCUAGAGCGUCCUCUUCCUGCGCAGUGGAAUAAUGUUGAUACAGCCUACGGACUGGCUCUGCUACUUACUGGACCCGAGAUGGGGGAGGGAGCAAACGGCGGGCUGCAUCCUGCCCCUCCGCUCACGCACCGUCGCAAGCAGAGCGGCAGGAUACGACCCGCCAUUCUGUGAUCUUUUCCUCCUCCGUUAACCAUGACUGUUCAUUUUGAAAACGGGCAACGUUCGCUCUGAAAAUUAAAUCCCAAAGUGUCUAAAGCGACGUUUAUUUUUUAAUUGAAUCAAAGUGAAAUAAAUGGAAAUUACUGUUG
This is a messenger RNA of Gekko japonicus, 860 nucleotides long. It is a transcript of the gene TIMM9, whose product is annotated as translocase of inner mitochondrial membrane 9 homolog (yeast). The transcript has 4 exons. The record is from RefSeq and is a predicted model, not a curated record. Bases 116 to 385 code for a protein of 89 amino acids. NCBI's taxonomy places the organism in Eukaryota, Metazoa, Chordata, Lepidosauria, Squamata, Gekkonidae.